Molecule: messenger RNA, 2439 nt
Organism: Budorcas taxicolor (takin)
Lineage: Eukaryota; Metazoa; Chordata; Mammalia; Artiodactyla; Bovidae
Gene: TLR10
Product: toll like receptor 10
Exons: 1
Coding region: 1-2439 (812 amino acids)
Biological process (GO): toll-like receptor signaling pathway; inflammatory response; cellular response to bacterial lipopeptide
Cellular component (GO): membrane
Molecular function (GO): lipopeptide binding; Toll-like receptor 2 binding; transmembrane signaling receptor activity
Source: RefSeq, a predicted model, not a curated record
AUGAGACAUAUCAGAAGCAUUUACAUAUUUUGUAGUAUUGUUAUGUCUGUGCUUAGUGGGGCUUCAGAGCUGCCAGAAGAAAGAGAAUUGACUGCCAACUUCUCCAGCAUGUCUUUAAGAAAGGUUCCUGAAGACUUGACCCCAAUUACAACCACACUGGAUUUGUCCUAUAAUCUCCUUUCUCAACUCCAGCAUUCAGAUUUUCGUUCUCUCUCUAAACUGAAAGUUUUGAUUCUAUGCCACAACAGAAUCCAAGAGCUGGAUAUCAAGACCUUGGAAUUCAACAAGGAGUUAAGAUACUUAGAUGUGUCUAACAACAGACUGAAGAGUGUAGCCUGGUUCUCACUGGCAGGUCUCAGACACUUAGAUCUGUCCUUCAAUGACUUUGACACCGUGCCUAUCUGCGUGGAGACUGGCAACAUGUCACACCUGGAAACCCUAGGUUUGAGUGGGGCAAAAAUACAAAAAUCAGAUUUUCAGAAAAUUGCUCAUUUGCAUCUAAAUACUGUCUUCUUAGGAUUGAGAACUCUAUCUCAUUAUGAAGAAGGUAGCCUGCCCAUCUUAAACACAACAAAACUUCACAUUGUGUUACCAGUGAACACAAAUUUCUGGGUUCUUUUGCAUGAUGGAAUCAAAACUUCAAAAAUAUUAGAAGUCACUAAUAUAGAUUUGCAAAAGAGCCAGUUUACAAGUUAUGGGUCUCAACAAAAUCCUAUUUUAGAGAAUGCCAAGACAUCCAUUCUGUUACUUAAUAAAGUUGACUUAUCCUGGGACGAUCUUUUCCUCAUCUUCCAAUUGGUUUGGCAUACGUCAGUAGAGUACUUCCAGAUUCAACAUGUGACCUUUGGAGGUAAGGUUUAUCUUGACCACAAUUCAUUUGACUACUCAAAUACUGUAAUGAGAACUAUAAAACUGGAACAUGUACAUUUUAGAAUUUUUAAUAUCCCCCAGGAGAGCGUCUACUUGCUUUUUACCAAAAUGGAUAUAGAAAACCUGACAAUAUCAGAUGCACAAAUGCCUCACAUGCCGUUCCCUAUGUAUCCUACAAGAUUCCAACAUUUAAAUUUUGCUAAUAAUAUCUUAACAGAUGAUGUGUUUAAAAAAUCUAUCCAAUUGCCUCAUUUGAAAACUCUCAUCUUGAAGGACAAUAAAUUGGAGACACUUUCCUUAGUGAGUUACUUUGCCAGCAACACAUCCCUGAGGCACUUAGAUCUGAGUGAAAAUCUGUUACAAUAUGAAAAUGACGAAAAUUGCUUGUGGCCAGAAACCUUGGUCACCAUGAACUUGUCGUUCAACAAAUUUGCUGAUUCUGUUUUCAGGUGCUUGCCUAGAAACAUUCAAAUACUGGACCUGAAUAGUAACAAAAUUCAAACUGUCCCUAAAGAGAUUACUCACCUGACAUCUUUGCGAGAGUUAAAUCUUGCAUUUAAUUUUCUAACUGAUCUUCCUGGGUGCAGUCAUUUCAGAAGACUCUCAGUUCUGAACGUUGAAAUGAACUUAAUUCUCACCUCAUCUCUGGAUUUUUUCCAAAGCUGCCAGGAAGUUAAAACUCUAAAUGCAGGAAGAAAUCCAUUCCGGUGUACUUGUGAAUUAAGAGAUUUCAUUCAGCUUGGAAAAUACUCAGAGGGCAUGAUGGUUGGAUGGUCAGAUUCAUACAUCUGUGAAUACCCUUCGAAUCUAAAGGGCACUCAGUUAAAGGAUGUUCAUCUUCCAGAAAUAUCCUGCAACACAGGUUUGCUGAUUGUCACCAUUGUGGUUAUCAUGCUCGUUCUGGGGAUGGCUGUGGCCUUCUGCUGCCUCCACUUUGAUUUGCCCUGGUAUCUCAGGAUGCUACGUCAAUGGACUCAGACAUGGCUCAGGGUUAGGAAGACAACUCAGGAGCAACUCGAAAGAAGUGUCCAAUUCCAUGUGUUUAUUUCAUACAGUGAACACGAUUCUGCCUGGGUGAAGUAUGAAUUGAUUCCCAGUCUAGAGAAAGAAGAUGGUUCUGUUCUGAUUUGCCUUCAUGAGGGAAACUCUGACCCUGGCCAGAGCAUGACUGACGAUACCAUAAACUGCAUUGAGAAAAGCUACAAGUCCAUCUUUGUUUUGUCUCCCAGCUUUGUCCAGACUGAAUGGUGCCAUUAUGAACCCUACUUUGCCUACCACAAUCUCUUCCAUGAAAGUCUUGAUUACAUAAUUCUUAUCUUACUGGAACCCAUUCCACUUUACUGCAUCCCUACCAGAUAUCCUAAGCUGAAAGCUCUCAUGGAAAAGAAGGCAUACUUGGAAUGGCCCAAGGAUAGGCGUAAAUGUGGCCUCUUUUGGGCAAACCUUCGAGCUGCUCUUCAUGUUAAUUUAUUAGACACCACAGGGCCAUGUGAACUACAGACAUUCACAGAACUGAAUGAAGUGUUUCGAGGUUCUGCAGUCUCUCUGAUCAGAACAGACUGCCUGUAG